Messenger RNA from Equus caballus (horse), 2638 nucleotides. NCBI's taxonomy places the organism in Eukaryota, Metazoa, Chordata, Mammalia, Perissodactyla, Equidae. The record is from RefSeq and is a predicted model, not a curated record.
CGGCCCGGAGCAUUGUGGGUGGUGCGUCCCGCCGUGGUCUCUCAGAGUGGGCUGACUGCGCUCGGGUGCCGGGAUCUGCCUCUGCAACUUGACUCUCCUCCAGGCGGAGCACUCAGGAGACCAGGAAUAUGGCCCCAGGGCUCCUGACAGCCACAGACGAGGUAAGUCCUCACCUUUCUUCCUAGGUCUUGCAGGAUGGACCCAUUGCCUUUUCUUGUCUUGGAGCUGCCUUGUUGGUGUUAGGCCAUACCCAGCCCUGAUCUUGGAGGUAUGGUCCAUCUUACCUGGAGCCCUCUCUCAGACUUCCCUACUCCAUUCGUGACUCAGGAAUUCACCAAGUAAUAAACUGUUAUCAGCACAGACUGCUCAGCCUGAGCAGUCAAAAUGAAAAUACAGGACAUUCAUUCUCAUGUGCUCAGCAAGUCCCAAGGCCAAAAAAAGUGAAGGAAGUCUUUAAAGGAGGAGUUCCCUGAGCUGCCCCUGAUGGACUGGGCAAAUUGAAGAGCUGAGGGAAGGCAUUCUUGUGGGGAUGUGGCAGGAAGCCUAUUGCGUCUCAGACACUGGGUGACCAAUGGACUGUCCCUCACCACGUGGGAAGCUUGAAGCAGCCAGUGGCCUUGAGUCACGUUGGUUUCUCUGUAGAGGCAUUGAUGGCCUUCAGAGAUGUGGCUGUGGCCUUCACCCAGAAGGAGUGGAAGCUCCUGAGUCCUGCUCAGAGGACCCUGUAUCGGGAUGUAAUGCUGGAGAACUAUAGCCACUUGGUAUCGCUGGGAAUUGCCUUUUCUAAACCCAAACUCAUCACACAACUGGAGCAAGCGGAUGAGCCCUGGAGAGAGGAGAGCGAAGGUGUUCUGGACCUUUGUCCAGCAGAACCAGAGGCAGAAUUCCGGCCCUGUCUCUCCUGCCCGGUGGCCUUUUCCAGUCCGCACUUCCUCACACGAUAUGUGCUGUGCGGUCACCCCCCGCAGGUCUUCCCAAGCUCAUCUGCAGGAAGCCACUUGCCACUACAAGCUCCUCGCUGCUCCAGUGGAAAAGCAGAAGAUGGAGAGACAGAAGGCUCUGGCACCAUGUUCGGGAGUCUGCAGCUCAGCGGGACUUCGAGGGCAUUCUUCAGCCCAUCUCAAGGUCAGCCAGUAGACUGGGUGGACGGCAACAGAGGUGGAGUAAUAGAUCACGACCCGACCCAGGGGAUGAGCCCUCAGGAGGCAGACGCCACGUUCACGGGGACAGACAUCUCGGAAUCUGGAGCAGUCAUCUGUGGAAAAUACAGACCAGGACAUAGCACAAAGUCAAGCCUCUUUGGUCUCCAGAAGCAUCAUGUGUGCCCCGAAUGUGGCAGAGGCUUCUGCCAGAGGUCAGACCUCGUCAAGCACCAGAGGACGCACUCCGGGGAGAAGCCUUAUAGUUGUAUAGAGUGUGGGCGAGGCUUUGGCCGGAAGUCCUCCCUCACCAUCCACCAGAGGAAGCACUCCGGGGAGAAGCCUUACAUGUGCAGGGAGUGUGGGCGACGCUUCAGGUACACGUCCUCACUCACGAACCACAGGAGGAUACACUCCGGGGAGAGACCCUUUGUCUGUCAGGAGUGUGGGCGAGGCUUUCGUCAAAAGAUUGCCCUCAUCCUGCACCGGAGGACACACUUGGAGGAGAAGCCCUUCAUAUGUCCUGAGUGUGGGAGAGGCUUCUGCCAGAAGGCAUCGCUCCUCCAACACCGGAGCUCGCAUUCGGGCGAGAGGCCCUUCCUGUGCCUUGAGUGUGGUCGUGGUUUCAGGCAGCAGUCGCUGCUCCUCAGUCACCAGGUCACACACUCAGGGGAGAAGCCUUAUGUCUGUGCCGACUGUGGGCAUGGCUUUCGCCAAAAGGUCACCCUCAUCAGACACCAGAGGACGCACACCGGAGAGAAGCCUUACCUGUGCCCUGAGUGUGGGCGUGGCUUUAGCCAGAAGGUCUCCCUCAUGGGACACCAGAGGACGCACACAGGAGAGAAGCCUUACGUGUGCCCCGAGUGUGGGCGUGGCUUUGGUCAGAAGGUCACGCUCAUCAGGCACCAGAGGACACACACAGGGGAGAAGCCGUACCUGUGCCCUGAGUGUGGGCGCACCUUUGGCUUCAAGUCACUCCUCACUAGACACCAGAGGACACACUCAGGGGAGGUGGCUGAUGUGUACGGAAUGUGUGAGCAAGGACUGGGCCAGAAGUCCAACCUCACCUCUGACCAGAGGACACACUCUGAGGAGAAGCCGUGUGUGUGUGGUGUGUGUGGGCGUGGCUUUGGCUUCAAGUCAGCUCUCAUCAGACACCAGCGGACCCAUUCGGGAGAGAAGCCGUACGUGUGCAGGGAGUGUGGUCGUGGCUUUAGCCAGAAGUCUCACCUCCAUAGACAUAGGAAGACCAAGUCUGGCCAUCACCUCCUGCCGCAAGAGCUGUUCUCCUGACCUUUCCUUUCCCCUUGAGUGUGAAUAUGGCAGAAAUCACUGGGAAGUGUUCUGCUUUCCCGAAAUGGAAUGGAGGGAAAAAAUGGUGCUUUCUUUCAGUGUUCAUGAGAUAGUCUGUUUAUGGUUUACUUUCUAAGCAGCAGUCCUCUCUGUGUUUUAUGGUCUUUUGUUUUAAUAAACUGCUUCUUUACAAAGUUGCACACAUA